Molecule: messenger RNA, 855 nt
Organism: Neohortaea acidophila
Lineage: Eukaryota; Fungi; Ascomycota; Dothideomycetes; Mycosphaerellales; Teratosphaeriaceae
Product: alpha/beta hydrolase fold-domain-containing protein
Exons: 5
Coding region: 1-855 (284 amino acids)
Molecular function (GO): hydrolase activity
Source: RefSeq, a predicted model, not a curated record
AUGGGCGACGCGCCUGCUGGCGUCAAGGAGCACGACGAGCAAGUCAAGGUGCGCGACGGGACGACGAUUACGUGCCGCAUUUAUUCCCCUGAGAAGCCGCCUCAGGGUGGGAGUCCUCUUGUUGUCAUCUACCACGGUGGAGGCUGGUGUAUUGGCGGGCUGGAGAACGAGGAGCUGCUCUGUCGACGUGUGACGUCCGAGCUGGGCGCUACGGCUGUCAAUGUUGACUAUCGCCUUGGGCCGGAGCAUAAGUUCCCCGCGGCACAUGAUGAUUGUUACGAUGCUACUAAAUGGGCGCUGGACAACGCCUCGAGAUUGGGCGCCGAUCCCACCAAGGGAUUCGUUAUCGGCGGCACUUCUGCCGGAGGCAACAUCACCGCCACCAUCGCCCACCAGUUCCGCGACGACAAAAUCACGCCCGGCCUCACCGGCUGUCUCCUUAUGAUCCCCGCCUGGUGCGCUGGCGCCCAUUUGCCCGAGAAGUACAAAUCUGAAGUCACAUCCCCGGAGCAAAACAAAAACGCUCCCAUCCUCUCCCAAGCCGCCAUGGACCUCUUCACCAGCAACUACAUCUCCAAGGAAGAGGAAGGCAACCCGAUUUUCAGCCCGCUGCUCUGGAAAACCGGGCACGCCAAUCUUCCAGCCUCCUACUUCCAGAUCUGCGGCCAGGAUCCUCUGCGUGACGAGGCGUUGAUCGCCGAGCGCAUCCUGCGAGAGGAGGGCGUGAAGACCAAGGUCGAAGUUUACCCUGGCCAGCCGCAUGGAUUCCACUCGGUUGCGCCGACCAUCAAGGGGAGUAAGAAAUUUGUGGACGAUUCGGUCAAGGGGGUGAAGUGGUUGCUGGAGCAGAAGUAG